AUGUACAAUCUUGCAUUUGGUAAGUUUUCUCAUAUUGCAUCAGGAAUGCAGAAAAUUUGAAAUGAUGACAAAGCUCACACGUGCUGCGUUAAAUAUUCAAUUUACCAGUUAGCAGUUGUUUCUAAAUGCUAUAGGGACAGUAGUCUUAUGGAAUGUGACAAAUUUACAUGUAAGAAAACUGGUAAUCCAAGUCUAUAAGUUGGUGGUAAUGGCCAUACAAUACAGUAACUGUUCUUAAUAAUAGUGGUGGCCAAAAGUUGUAGUUUGUGACGAGUUGGUAUGAGACUACCCCAUUUAGAUGUAUUCUAAUCUUUACUUCAGGAAAGAAGAAAACUUGGAAUUCAGAACUUGAGAAUGGAGGGGCAUGUUCAUCCAGUGGUAAGAGCCAUAGAGAAUUAGCACUUACUGAUCAUGUUCAUCAGUAUGAUGAUGUCUUUGCAAAUUUUGUGGAAAAUCAAUGUUCAUAUUUGAUAUUUUAUUAUUACCUAUAAUGUAGCACUCAGUUGUCCAUAAUCAAUGUGACUUCACCAAACCUUUAUCAAAUUCAUUUUCCAAAAAUCCAAAAUCAUCAGGCUUCUUAUGCUUUUCUCCAGAUCCUGGGUUCAUUUCAUAACAGCUCUAAAAUUAAGUUAACAAAAUAAGAAAUGGAUGAUCAUUCUAGCAAUUCAAGUUCCAAGACAGUCAGAGAGCCAUAUUUUUCCUUGACUGCUAAAAUGAUACAUGAAUUGUUAUGCAUGUACCUCACAGAAAAUGCCAUUUUGAUGGCAUCCUCCUAAACUUUUGGAUUUACUUUAAUUACUUAAUACUCUACCUGCAGACUUAGGGGCAAGACUAAUUGUCCAGAGGAGUGAAAACUCUGAUGUUCAUUAGUGUACAGUGACUGAACAAGAGCCUUCUGUCAAAGAAAUUGAGCUUCAAGGAGAUGUCAUCAGAGAUAGGAAAUGUAGAGCUCCUAACCCAAGCAAUGUUAACACUGUUGUGAAGGAAAAAAGGGAGGUCUCUGAGGAGGUGUCAGACCCAGUUCCUGGUCCAGGUAUAUUUUAUACCAUUCCAUUCCAUCAAUCAAUCAACUAAUUAGUCCAUCCAUCCAACCAUAAUAACUCACAUCUUUCUGUCAUCAAUUUGUUAAUCAAACAAUACAUGUAUGUCCAACAAUGAAAAAAUCAAUAGCAUGAAUCAUUUCCACCAAGUAAAAAAAGAAUUUUUCCCAGUUGAAAUCCAAAAUCUUGCACCUUCAAAGGAAAAGAAUAUAAAACUUGAGUUAAGAUAUGGUUUUAUUUAAAAAGAGGCUGGAAAUGAGAUCAUGCAAGGGUGUUACUUCCAUGCUGUGGUGUGGUGAGCAAAUAAUUUGGGUGAGGAAAGCUUCAUGAAAGAAAUCUGUCAUUAACAGUUUUUCAGAGGAUUAGAGAAUUUAUUGCAGUAAUUUCACUCAACAUAACUUUGUUUGGUGGGUUGGGAACCUUGUGUCACCUAGAAGGGAGGACUGACCCACAGAGUUUUCAAUAAAUCACUUUAAGUGAUCUAAAAGGAUUAAUUGGCGUGCAUGCUGCCAGUGUUCAGAAUGUAAAGUUGAUUCUCUGGGUGCAUCUGUUUUGGAUUUAAACUGCAAAAAAAUGUAAACUAAUUAGAGAAAAUUGGGCAUCAAAGUCUUGAAUUUGCAACCCCUGAACCUUUCUUUCAAAACUGUCACAUACACUCUUGUUUCAUUAAUUGUUGUAUUUAUCAACAGCUGCUGUUGAACAUGGAGAUUCUGCUCUGAGCUUUCUUGAGGACAUGAAUUCUUUUGCUGAUAACAACACUCAAUCAAUUCCCUUGCCAGCUACAGAAACUUCUGACAUGAAAGGAGGUGUGUCUGUUGAAACCAGAGGGUGGGAUCCCUUACAUUCUGCUGCAGAGGGUGGUAAUGAAGUUAUAAUUGAGACUUUGCUAUCUUCUGGAUUAGACAUAGAUUCAAGGGGUAAUGAUGGUACAACACCCUUAAUGGUGGCAGCUGCUAAAGGACAAGAGAAGACAGUAAACCUUCUUCUCAGCAAGAGAGCUGAUCCACACCUUAGAAACUUUAUGGGAAGAAAUCUGCUUCAUGCAGCAGCUGAAGGCGGCAACUCUUCCAUUGUGAUGAGAGUGCUCUCUUGUGACAUUGACAUUAAUUCAAAAGAUGAUGAAUCUUCAGUCACCCCAUUGACAGUAGCUGUUAAGCACAACCAUGUUGAAGUUGUGAAAUAUCUUCUUCAAAAGGGUGCAGAUAUAUCUUUGACAACUGAAUCUAAAAAGAGGAAUGCUUUACACAUAGCAUCACAGUAUGGAAGUGUUGAAGCUAUGGAGAUGUUGCUCUCUUAUGAUUUAAGACCUGAUUCAAGAGAUGGUGAGGGAAACACGCCAUUAGCCUGUGCUGCAGCUUGUGGACAGAUAGAGGCUGUAAACUGUCUUCUUAAACAUGGAGCAGAUCCAUUACUGAAAGGGAAAGAUGGAUGGAGCCUUCUCCAUUUUGCUGCUCAGUCUGGCAAUGUCAUCAUUAUUGAGACCAUGCUUUCUAAAGGUCUUGAUAUUGAUUCCAGAGGUGAAACUCUGGGUGAAACCCCUCUGAUGGUUUCCAUUAAAUCUGGAAAAUUGGAGGCAGCAAAAUAUCUGCUUGAGAAGGGUGCUGAUGAAAGUUUGAAAACCACUCCGGGAAAAAUCUCUCUUUUGUCCAUUGCAUCAGGAGCUGGUUCUAUUGCAGCCGUUGAGAUGCUGCUCUCACGUUGUUGUAACAUUGAUUCUAGAGAUAGUGGGGGAGACACAGCAUUGAUGCAUGCUGCACGUCUUGGAAAUACAGAGGUUGUAGAAUAUCUUCUUGCUCAAGGUGCUAAUCCAUUACUUAGAAAUACAUCAGACCUUGGUCUGCUCCAUUUAGCUGCUCUUUCUGACAAUGUUCUCACUAUUAAGGCUGUGCUCUCUAAAGAUUUUGACAUAAAUGCUAGGUGUACAGUCCUUUGUAUAACUCCACUGUUGUUUUGCUUGUCACAGGGUAAACUGGAGGCUGCAAACUAUCUGUUUGCAAUGGGCGCUGAUGAAAAUUUGAAAACUAAGGACGGGUUGACUGUUCUAUCUGCUGCAGCAAUCAGUGGUAAUGUUGCAGCCAUUGAGAUGCUGCUUAAGCGUGGUCACAACCCUAAUUCCAGGGAUGGUUGUGAUAAGACACCCUUAAUGUGGGCUGCAGAGGUGGGAAAAAAAGCAGCUGUAGAAUAUCUUCUUUCUCUCACACAUUAG
Messenger RNA from Pocillopora meandrina, 3246 nucleotides. Lineage: Eukaryota; Metazoa; Cnidaria; Anthozoa; Scleractinia; Pocilloporidae. The record is from the annotation of a GenBank genome assembly.